Fusarium fujikuroi IMI 58289 is the source of this 1848-nucleotide messenger RNA. RefSeq lists its product as uncharacterized. Gene Ontology annotation, cellular component: site of double-strand break. Lineage: Eukaryota; Fungi; Ascomycota; Sordariomycetes; Hypocreales; Nectriaceae. Bases 1 to 1848 code for a protein of 615 amino acids. The transcript has 3 exons. The record is from RefSeq and is a predicted model, not a curated record.
AUGGAUCGAUUCCGAAAUACUGCGGGCGAAUAUGAGGACUCUGCCACCAUGGACGAUUUGAAGGCUGUUGGAUAUCAGGAAGUUACUGGAUUGCAGGAAACUCAGGCUCGGUCGCCCUUGACGAAAACGCGGUCCAUGUCCGAUGGAGGAGGAACCCCCUCUCGACUCUCUCCCUCACCACGCAUCGUCGAGGCAUCUCGACGGACCUCAAAAGACGACACUAGUAUUCCGACUCCCCAGCCAGUGACGCCCCGACGCCCAAACUUCUCCAAUCGUGGCUUUUCCAUACAAAUGCCCCCUCGAGAAUUUACUCCACCAGCCGCGAACUCAUACGUCAAACCCGCACCUUUAUCACCUAAAUUGGACCACUCCCAGAUAUACGCAUCUCCUACCAAUAUACUUCCUCGUCGCUCCCGUGGUCUCGACUUCUCUCGUGCCGCUACCAGUCUACAUCACUCGACUCUCGCCGAACAGUCCUCUCCCGACUCAUCGCCCACCGCUGGUGGCCGGGCAAUGAACAUACCGAGCCGAAGAAGUCAUUAUGCAGGCCCAGAACAAACGUCGACGUCUCUGUGGUCCGUCAUGGGCAAUCAGGAAAAGAUGCACAUCAGCAGCUCGCUUGGGAGUCAGGCGAUUGGCUCUGAUUCGUCAAGUACCUCUGAUGACGAUGAGCUGAUGGACGAGGAUAUGGACGAGACCUACGUAACAACUCCGCAGGUCCAUAAGAUUGGACCAAUUCUCGGUCCCCAAGGGUCUGGUGGGACCUUUGGAUCCCCUGCAAUGAGCAGCCUCAUGAGCUUCCAACAGCGACAAAGACCCCGCAAACAAGCCAAGAAGAAGAAUCGUGGGCCCUUGGGACUGGGAUUCAGUGGUGCAUCUCUAUCCAAGUCACCACCAACUAAUUCUUCUCGAGCUCGUCGCGAGAGCAUCAGUUGGCAGGCUAAUCAAUUGCACAUUUCUGGUGCAGAUUCCGAUGAGACACGAGCAAUGGGCGAUGUGGACGGGCUUGGAGAUGGGCAGCGCAAUGUCAUUCGGAGGCCCAAGACAAAAGGAUUUGCACGCAUUCGUGCUGCGCUCAUGGAAGAGAGCACCCCCGCUGAGUCUGAGUUUCGUCGAGAGGCAGAAGUUGUCAAACAAGUUCGUGAUUGCGACAUGGAGCUUGAACCCAGGAUCACACAACCGGCUUUGGAAUCAACUCAAUCAACAACAGCACCCUCUUCACCCAACUUGACACAGCAAGAAGGUCUGAACGACGUACCUGAGGACGAUAUCAUGGGCGACAUAUCCAUGGGUCUCUCUAGCAGUUUUAAGCAACAUGCUAUCAAGAACUCAAAGGGUAAGACGUUUUGGGACACCUUUUCUGAGUCAAGUAGCACUGGCGGCGCCAGAACCACACCGCCUCCUGCCGCAUUUCUUCCUCGAGGCUCAUCCUCAGGUAUCAGCGAAGACGUGGCGAUGGACUCACCGUCAGUUGGUGGAGCUACUAAUGGCAGUACUCAACCACCAACUGCUGCAGAAAUAACUCGAAGGAUUAACAGUAAACGUCGCCGGGACGAUGACUUUGAUCCUGUUAGCUUCAAACGUCGAGCUGUCAGCCCUGGGAUGAGCGUUCACAAUUCACCAGUCAUGCAGAGUCCACUCCAACGAGACGGUAUGUCGUGGGGUUCUCGUCCCGGUAGCAACGGCGGCGAUAAGGCCGGCAGCAGCGCACCAAGCGAAGCCGGUAGCACACCAGGAAACCUAUCCGGCAGUAGCUCUGCGGCAGGGCGACUUAACAGCAAAGGCCGAGUUGGUUUCCAAGGAAUGAUUGAUACUCAUGAUGGGAUCAUGCGUAUGAGUAUAGAGUAG